Messenger RNA from Erythranthe guttata (spotted monkey flower), 1469 nucleotides. It is a transcript of the gene BPEP, whose product is annotated as transcription factor BIG PETAL P (BPE). Lineage: Eukaryota; Viridiplantae; Streptophyta; Magnoliopsida; Lamiales; Phrymaceae. Gene Ontology annotation, molecular function: protein dimerization activity; DNA-binding transcription factor activity. Gene Ontology annotation, cellular component: nucleus. The record is from RefSeq and is a predicted model, not a curated record. Gene Ontology annotation, biological process: regulation of DNA-templated transcription.
GGUGAGCCGGGAUGCAGGGGAAAAUAACUCGGAAGCCUUAAAGACACGAAACGCUGGACGCUCCGAGAAAUGCUCACUCAAAGUCACUUCUUUUCAACUCCCGAGGUUUCUCUCUCCCCUCUCUCUCUCUCUCUCUCUCUCUCUCUCCUCUUAUUCUCUCUCUAGAAGCAGCCAUUGUACGCCAGUCAGUACUGUACUCACUCAACAACCUCCACUCUUGGAGGGAAGAAGAUCCACUUCAUUGUCCCCCCACACCCCACCCCCCUACCCCCACCCCCCCACACAAGUAUACAUACACCUCCCUGUAUCUACACAUUUCAUGAUCGUUGUUUUGCGGUGAUUGGCCUCCGUCGGAGGAAUUUGUUCUCGGCGUUGGGAGAAUGGAUCCACAAGGAGCGGCGAUGAUGAACGACGGAGGAGUUUACAACUUCGCCGAGAUCUGGCCGGGGUUUCAGAUGAAUGCCGCGGCGGCGUCGUACGGUUUGGGCUUGGAUCCGAUGCUGGUCGACCAGAGAUCGAAUAACAGUCCGCCCAAUCACAAUUCGAGGAAGCGCCGCGACGAAGAAGACGACUGCGCCAAGGGCGGAGCGGCUUCUACCAGCAACAGCAACGGCAACAGCAACAACAAUAAUUUUAUGCAAAAUGAAGUUGAUUACAAAAGGAUGAAGUCUGUUGGAUCCAAUGGCAAUUAUGAAAAUAAAGCAGAAGGGGAGGGUAAUUCAGGAAAGGCAGGGGAGGCACCUGUGAAACCAGCUGAACCGCCGAAGCAAGACUUCAUCCAUGUCCGAGCGAGAAGAGGUCAAGCUACCGAUAGUCACAGUUUAGCUGAAAGAGCUCGGAGAGAAAAGAUUAGCGAGAGGAUGAAAAUUCUUCAAGAUUUAGUUCCUGGUUGUAAUAAAGUUAUUGGCAAAGCACUCGUGCUCGAUGAGAUUAUUAAUUAUAUCCAAUCAUUACAACGCCAGGUCGAGUUUCUGUCAAUGAAGCUAGAAGCAGUCAAUGCAAGAGUAGGCCUUGAUGGAUUUCCUUCAAAAGAUUUUACUCAGCCAAAUUUCGAUUCUUCUAGCAUGGCAUUUGGUUCUCAGAGUACACGAGAAUACGAUCGGAAUUCACCUCCAGACUGGCUACAUAUGCAAAUUGGCGGUGGUUUCGAAAGAACAUCGUGAGAAGAUCGAAUUCCCGUGAAUUAAUUAAUACCACUAUAAGAUAACCGAAUAUCCGUGCUUCGUCCUCAAACGAUCGAAGCAGUAUACAAUAUUUCCAUUUCGUCUAUUGGAUGCGGACGUGUUGAUAUCGAAGAUCAAAACCAAAUCCCACGCCCUGCGUAGAAAGUGGUCAAGUUCCACAGAAAGAUUCAUAGAAUCAAUUGAUUUCUGAAAUGCCUAUUUAAAAAACAUUCUUGUAUUACGUAUAUGUUAUUGCUAUGAACAAAGUCAUGGUUCAUUGAAUAAAAUGUAAACUUUGUUGUUUUA